ACUCGGGCUUUUUCACGUUGUCGGCGGUCACAUAUGUUGCUAGCUAGCCUAACAUCACAUUGCCUUUGGGUAAGAUAGCACAUUUAAUUCAGGAUACACCGCUGUGACCGUGGUGUUAUGUUGUGGUUUCACAUAUCUUAUAUAGCUUUGCGACUUGAAGAUAUGCCACAUAUCUAUGUGAAUAUCGUAUUGCGGGGUUUAAAAAUGUUAUGUCUUUAAAGUUUGGGUCUGUUUACUACUAAAAUUCACAUGCUAUGUCCUGGCCAAAUCCUGUCCCUAUAAGGAAAUGGGUGGAUUGUUGUUGAGCCUGAGAUGUUUACCAAGAUCAAAGAGAGGGCGAGAAAACGCCAUAGUCAGCUUGAAUAAGAGUACACAUUGACGCAUAAUCAGCGUGUUUGACAUAUGCCAUAGUGACGGUAGAAGGCAACACCAACACAUAAGGCGAGAGAUGACCUCGGAUAGCAGAGCCAGCAAAGCACUGAAGGUGAAGAGGGAGUGUGGUGAGAACAUGCCUGUGCUGUCAGACAGCGACCUGAUGUCCCUGUCGGUGCGGGAGCUGAACCUCCUGUUGCGCGGCCUCUCCCGCGAGGACGUGCAGAAGCUCAAACAGCGCCGGCGCACGCUCAAGAACCGCGGCUACGCCGCCAGCUGCCGCGUGAAGCGCGUGUCGCAGCGCGAGGCCCUGGAGCAGCAGAAGAAGGAGCUGCAGCGCGAGGUGGAGCGUCUCGGGGCAGAGAACGCCGGUAUGCGGCGCGAGCUGGAGGGCCUUGGCGCCCGGCUGGCAGCCCUGCAGCGCUUCGCUCGCGGCCUGGAGAGCGACGGCGGCGCCGGAGGUGGCGGCGGGGCACUGCUACACGCCACGGCACCCAGACUCAACACGGCCUCCGUCAUCACCAUCGUCAAGAGCCCGCCGCAGCAGCAGACGCAGUCGGCGGCAGCAGCUGCCAGGGAGCAGGGAGGAGCGUCGUAGGGGGAGGUGGAGGUGAUGGAGGGAUGGUCACCUCGUAGACACGCGCAAAGAAACAUUUACACAAACACUCACUCACGCACACACUCAUACAUGCACACAUUUACACACACAUGCACACAGCCAGUAACUCUUCCUCUAUUCACUUUUCUUCACUCGCUUCUGAUGGGAGUGAUGUUGCUAUGACUGACUGACUUGGAGAAUGGCAAGAUGAUGAUCAUAGUCAGUGACAUAAAGUGUUUGUUUUUUUGUUUGUUUUUUCUUUUUUAUUUCGUUAGUUUUUUGUUUUUGUUUGUUUUGUCUUUCCUGAGAACCUCACGCGCACACAUUUUGUAGUUGCAGGGAUACAAAGUGGCCCACAGGACAAUGCAAAGCAGUCAACUUUUACUCCUGUGAUAGGCAUUCAUUGGUGAAUACUCGGUACAGUGGACUUAUUGUCCUGCCAAACAUAUCUGCGUUUCAACCUUAACGAGUGUAUCCCAACGUGAUAGUCAGUCUUCUUAGAGGGAGUGUCUGUUGAGAUCUGUAGGGCUUUUUCUCCACAUAAAUAUGCUUCCAUGAAAUUUGCUCUACAUUACGGAGAGGACGUGUUCGGGGAAAGGAAACAGAGCUCUUUUUGAACUUGGCUAUCGAAACAUUCCAUGUACCGUACUGGGGGUUUUCCUUCAUAUAAAAAAGAAAAUACAGUUAGAUCAAACCCCUCAGAAUAACAUAUUCAGCCCUUUUUCUUUUCUUUUCUUUUGUUUUUGUUUAUUUGGUUAUGAUGACGCCAUUUGUCCGACCACAACAAGUGGGUUUACCAUCCUUUUUUCCAAAAAGGAAAAAAUAAAAAAGUAAGUAAAGCCUCUAUGGCAAGUUCCCACCAGUCAGACAGGAUGGUGGUGGUAAAUUCAUCCAGUGUGCCAACACUGGGCCACCUCCUAUGGAAACUCUUCCGACCAGUUGUAAUAAUAAAUAACAAUACAUCCUCAUUAUUCAGCAGUCAUAAGUAAGCAUAGGGCUACGCCGUCUGUUUUGAAUGAAGAAGAGUUGAUUUGACACCCAAACAGACAGACAAGUACAGCCUGUAGUCGUCUUUUGGUAAUCGCGUUGGUGAGCAGUUUGUCUGUCUGUGGGUAAUAUUGCUCUGCUUAAGUGUUCGACCACUCUUUUGCCGCUUCCACCCCCCCACGAGUACAAAAAGCUCCACAAAAAACUGUUGGUGAACAUCUGUCGUGCUUCACUGUGUUAUUACUACCAGUGUAUAGCUUUCUCUCUUCUAUAUAUGUGUGUGUAUUUAAUAUGCAUAACAUGAUGAAUACAUGUUUAGUGUGAAGUGUACUACAGUGUGCGCUAGCAAACAAAAGUGCAAGCUAGGCUAAUGUCUGUGACUUUCAACUAAGUGCUAGUUGGUGAGUUUUUUGCUGGAACCACAUAGUUAAGGGGUCCCCAUAGAAUGCCACGUCCGAGCAAGUCUAUGGAUACAUUCCUUUUUAUUAUUAUUAUUGUUAUUAUUAUUAUCAUGUUGUAAUGUUUGUACAAAAAAAGAUACGACAAAAAUGUUCGGUAACAUUUAUCAAGAGUUAUUUUAUUUGUAUUUAAAAAAAAGAAUAGAGAUGACAAAAAGCUAACGAGUGCUGUGAUGUUUAAGUCCAAAUACUGAAGUAUACGCCUGUCUUACAUUGGGGUAUGAUAUGAUUAUUUUUGUAAUGUUUAACUAUUGUGAUAAGCAGUUUUGAUGUCCCUUAGGCAGGUGGUCCAGUUGCUUUAAUUAUUAUGGUUUUUGUGUAAUACCUGGAUAGUUAUAUUUGUACUAAUGUCAUUAGUGGCUUGUUUGUAGUGGUAUUUGUAUUUAAAGAUCAGGGUGAACACAUUAUUUAUGAUUUUUUGUUUUGUUUUUGUUUUGUUUUUCUCAACGUGACUUAAGAUACUUUCAGACCGAAGAGGAACGAGAAGGUAUACAUAAAUGGAUACCCUUGAUUAGAAUGAAAGACAAGAACGUACGUGACGUGAAGAGUAGGGGACAGAAAAGAAAGAUGGUUUAAUGAAAGGUUAAUGUGGUUUUAAUAAAAAAGUAGAUGGUGAAAGAAUGUGACAAAGGUAUGAUGAAGAGAGAUGUGUUGGACGUUUAGAACAUGUGUU
Messenger RNA from Engraulis encrasicolus (European anchovy), 3088 nucleotides. RefSeq names its product v-maf avian musculoaponeurotic fibrosarcoma oncogene homolog F (gene maff). The record is from RefSeq and is a predicted model, not a curated record. Bases 449 to 970 code for a protein of 173 amino acids. Gene Ontology annotation, molecular function: RNA polymerase II cis-regulatory region sequence-specific DNA binding; DNA-binding transcription factor activity, RNA polymerase II-specific. Gene Ontology annotation, biological process: regulation of transcription by RNA polymerase II; regulation of epidermal cell differentiation. The transcript has 3 exons. NCBI's taxonomy places the organism in Eukaryota, Metazoa, Chordata, Actinopteri, Clupeiformes, Engraulidae. Gene Ontology annotation, cellular component: nucleus.